This is a messenger RNA of Metschnikowia bicuspidata var. bicuspidata NRRL YB-4993, 686 nucleotides long. RefSeq lists its product as uncharacterized. The record is from RefSeq and is a predicted model, not a curated record. NCBI's taxonomy places the organism in Eukaryota, Fungi, Ascomycota, Pichiomycetes, Serinales, Metschnikowiaceae. Bases 150 to 515 code for a protein of 121 amino acids. The transcript has a single exon.
UAAUUUCAGGGUAUCUUUGGGGGUGUGAUUUCAGAGUGUCCUUUGGGGUAUAAUUUCAGGGUAUCCUCUGGGGUAUGACUGUUGGGUAUCCUCUGGGGUAUGACUGUUGGGUAUCUUUUGGGGUAUGACUGUUGGCUAUCCUUUGGAAUAUGACUGCUGGGUAUCCUCUGGGGCAUGACUUUUGGUGUCAAUUCUGGUGGCCCGUUCGGAAGUUUUUUGGGCUUGCCCUUGUUUCUUCUGGAGUGUGCUUUAUCCUUUGGUUAUUGUUUGGGUGGUUUUUGGGGCAAUUCUUGGUGAGCCGUGGUGAGCCUCUCUGGUGGCCCUUUCGCAGCCUGGAGCGCGUUCCGGGGCCUCUCAGCCUCCGGUCCUGUGCGGUUCUCAUUCUGUCCCUUGGGUCCCUUUCUCCCUGUGCUUUCUAUCCCAUUCCCCCUCUUCUCUAUUCUCUGUUCUCUCUUUUUCCCGUUUUUUCUCCUUGUUCUUUCUUCCCUUUUCGUGUUCUUUUUUUCUUUCUUUAGUUUUCUUUCCCGAUUUCGGUGGUCUCCAGGUGCUCUGGAGGAAUACACGCUCUAGAGGAACACACGCUAUAGAAGCGCACCCACAGGGCGAGGCGACAAUCAGCGGGCCAGGAGGAAGGACAUCCUGGGGCGAGGUCCCCCGCCAAAUCUCAGAAAGACCCACGCAUUCAA